This is a messenger RNA of Pieris napi, 2287 nucleotides long. RefSeq names its product N-acetylgalactosaminyltransferase 6-like. The record is from RefSeq and is a predicted model, not a curated record. The transcript is spliced from 13 exons. Bases 408 to 2207 code for a protein of 599 amino acids. NCBI's taxonomy places the organism in Eukaryota, Metazoa, Arthropoda, Insecta, Lepidoptera, Pieridae. Gene Ontology annotation, cellular component: Golgi apparatus.
CUCAUGUCUCCCGCCUCAGAUGGGAGUUACUUGUAAAAAAUAAAAAGAUUUGUUUGGUUUAUUUGCAAACUAGUAAUUCAUAUUACGUGCAUAUUACUGCUUCUACUUUAUUUUUAAUCAUUAUCUUACAAAAAAAUUAUCUCAUUAUUAAAGUAGCUUAUAAAUUGCAUUUCUUGUACUAGUUUCGUAUACUGCAGUGUUUGUGGCGACGCCGGUAAACGGGUUUUGGACAGUAAUAUUUAAAUUGUUUCCAUAUAAGUGCUCCUGUUUUUAAUUGUAUCGUUUACGUUAAAAUUAUACUAGUUUUAAUUUUACACAUUAUACCAUGGGCGUAAGAAAUUGUGUUACAACUUGUGGUUAAAACUCUACUUUUUAUUUUAAGACAAACAAAAGGACUACACAUUCACAUGAUGAGACGACACAUUCUUAGACUGUUUCGAGUCCGCAACUUAAUUAUAAUAACUGUAAUAAUUGGAACUAUAUACCUUGUAAAAUCCUUCAGUGAUGUUAAAUCUUUAGAACCAUUUAAACAAUCAUUGCUUGGCACUGUGGUAAAGGAAUAUUUCGUACCUUCUAGUUUGAGAAAAAUUGACUGGCAUGAUUAUAAGAAGAUAAAAUAUGAGAGGAAACAAAAGGGGAUUGGAGAGCAGGGCAUUCCUGCAUAUUUAUCUAAAAAUGAGGAAGCACUUGAAAAGGAAUUAUAUUCAGUAAAUGGAUUUAAUGGUGCACUCAGUGAUAAAAUACCUCUUAACCGAUCUUUACCUGACAUACGGCAUAUUAAAUGUCAGAAACGGUUAUAUAUUGAAUCGUUGCCUACCGUUAGUGUGGUGGUACCAUUUCAUAAUGAGCAUUGGAGUACAUUGCUUCGUACAGCUGUUAGUGUUCUUAAUAGGUCACCCGAGUUCUUAAUAAAAGAAGUAAUUUUGGUGGAUGAUGCUAGUACAAAAGAUUUCUUAAAAAAGAAACUAGACGACUAUUUAUCAGCCAACUUACCCAAAGUGCGUGUGAUAAGGCUGGCCAGUCGGAGUGGGUUGAUUACAGCUCGACUUGCUGGAGCCAAGGCGGCUUCGGCUGACGUCUUGUUAUUCCUGGACUCGCAUACAGAAGCAAAUGCCAACUGGUUACCUCCACUGUUAGAACCAAUAGCCCUAGAUCACCGCACAGUGGUGUGUCCAUACAUUGACGUGAUCGCCUACGACACAUUCGAAUAUCGUGCCCAAGACGAAGGAGCGCGCGGGGCCUUCGAUUGGGAGUUGUACUACAAGAGAUUGCCCUUGUUGCCUAAGGACCUCGACAAUAUGCCGGAGCCAUUUGAGAGUCCCGUAAUGGCGGGAGGUUUAUUCGCGAUAUCCCGAUCGUUCUUCUGGGAGUUGGGGGGCUACGAUCCUGGAUUAGACAUAUGGGGAGGGGAGCAGUAUGAACUCAGUUUUAAGAUCUGGCAAUGCGGUGGACGUAUGGUGGACGCGCCGUGUUCCCGCGUGGGACAUAUCUAUCGCAAGUUUGCCCCAUUCCCCAACCCGGGGCAUGGAGACUUUGUGGGACGGAACUACCGUCGCGUGGCCGAGGUUUGGAUGGACGAAUACGCUCAGUACUUGUACAAGAGACGACCCAACUAUCGCAACAUCGACACGGGAGACAUCUCCGAACAGAAGGCUCUGAGGGAGAGGUUGCGUUGCCGGUCCUUCAGGUGGUUCAUGACCCAGGUGGCGUUCGAUUUAACAGUGAAAUACCCGCCGGUGGAACCCAACGCUUUUGCUGAAGGAAGAAUAAAACCGGUGUCGAAUUCGCAACUAUGCGUAGACGCACAUCACGGCGCUCAGAUGGACAAAGUGCUUCUAAAGAGGUGUACGGAGAGCACAGCGGGCGAACAGAAGUUCAUGCUGUCUUGGCACAAGGACGUUAGAUCGAAGAGUAGAAAUAUGUGCUGGGACCUUCCCGAGUCGGCUCCCAAAAGCCCGAUCCUGCUGUACUCCUGUCACCUGGGAGGAGGCAACCAGCUCUGGAGGUAUUAUCCGGACACAAAACGCUUGAAGCACGGCACAAAUGACAAUUGUCUCGACUGGGAUCCGAACUCACGAGCCCUAUAUAUAAUGCCGUGCGGGGACUCCCCCACUCAACAGUGGAGUAUAGACCACGUGGAUUACGAGAUGAUGGGGAAAUGGGACAACGUGGCUAAACCGGUCACCGGACCGGUUGAAGAUUAUUAAUUUUUAUGAUUGAUUAUUUUUUGAUGUGGAUUUCUAAGUAGGCAUUAAAUUAUUUGUCUUUCUACUGAGGAGUUAUCUUA